CUGAUCGUCCUCAUACCAUUCAGCCAGAAAGGGGAGAGAGAGACUGUUAAGAUGCAGGAGUAUGAUGUUAUAGUGCUCGGAACUGGGCUUAAGGAAUGUGUCCUCUCAGGUUUAAUGUCACUAAACGGCAAAAAGGUCCUUCACAUCGACAAGAACGCUUACUGCGGGGGAGAGAGUGCGUCGAUCUCCGCCCUCGAGGAGCUGUACAGGAGGUUCAAGGUUCCUGGUCCCGUCACAUCUACUGGUCGUGGAAAAGAAUGGAACGUUGAUCUUAUUCCCAAGUUUUUCCUUGCCAAUAGUCAUCUGGUGAUAAUGUUGAUACAUACUGACGUGACUCGCUAUUUGGACUUCAGAGUGGUCGAAGGGAACUACGUGUACAAAGCGGGAAAGCUACACAGGGUCCCCGCCACUGAGGAAGACGCUCACAAUUCAGAUCUGAUGGGGAUGUUUGACAAGAGGAGGUUCAGGAAGUUGUUGCUUUUCGCUCAGAACUUUGACGUGAGAAAACCUCGCACGCAUCAGGAUGUGGACCCCGACCAAACCACAACCCGCGAUCUCUUCUCUCGCUUUGACCUCGGGCUGGACGUUGUAGAGUUCAUAGGUCACGCCAUAGCCUUGCACGGCAGCGAGAGUUAUCUGGACCAGCCCUGCAUGGAGACUAUCAAGCGGAUCAGAUUGUAUGCCGAGUCUCUGGCUCGCCACAACACCAGCCCGUACCUCUACCCUGUGUUUGGACUGGCGGAACUACCGCAAGGAUUUGCGAGAUUGAGUGCAGAGAACGGAGGAACGUUCCUGCUUAACCGAACGGUGGAUGAGAUCUUGUUGAACAACGGCAAAGUGACAGCCGUGAAAUCUGAAGGGAAGUUGUUCCGGUGUAAACAGCUCAUCUGCGACCCCGGCUACGUUCCCAACCGAGUGAGGAAGGUGGGGCGAGUCAUCAGGGUCAUCUGCUUAUUAAAUCAUCCCGUUAAAAACACGCAGGAAGCCAAGUCGUGCCAGAUCAUCAUCCCCCAAACGCAACUCAGCAGGAAAUCGGACAUCUUCAUAUCUGUAGUGUCCUAUGCACACAACGUAGCCUCGGAUGGCUUUUACAUUGCCACAGUGAGCACAGCAGCUGAAACCAACCAACCGGAGAAAGAAGUGCAGCCAGGCCUGGACCUUCUGGAGCCCAUCAUGCAAAAAUUUGUUUCGGUCAGGAGCCUGCUUGUUCCCAAUGAUGACGGAAACAAGAGUCAGAUUUUUGUGUCUCGCUCAUAUGAUGAAACCAACCACUUUGAGGGCGAGUGUGAAGACAUUAAGGACAUGUACCGCCGCAUCACUGGCACCGAGUUCUGCUUCACUUCACACAGGCAUCAGUCACGCAGCUCGGAUGAAGACUGACCCCUCAUAGAGAAAUACAUAAGCAGCCAGACAGACAUAUAGAUAGAGCAGUUUUUUUUUUUUUUUUUCAAAUUACUUGUCACCAUAUCCUUUCGUGGGAUGUUAACACAGAAGUAGGGAAGUGUUUUUUUCUUCUGUUUUAUGUUGUCUUUGUUGUUGCUGGUUUUUUUAACUGAUCCCAGCCAACUUCGGGCAAAAGGUGGACUACAGUAGUAGAGAUGGAACAACUAUUCACAGUCACAAUCAUGACGUCAUGGGAACUGAACCCCUGCUGCUUGUGCCACAGUCAGGGGAAACACAAAAAACAAUGCAAAUAAAAAUCAUGACUGAUGACCGUGA
This is a messenger RNA of Phycodurus eques (leafy seadragon), 1719 nucleotides long. RefSeq lists its product as uncharacterized. Gene Ontology annotation, biological process: vesicle-mediated transport; small GTPase-mediated signal transduction; protein transport. NCBI's taxonomy places the organism in Eukaryota, Metazoa, Chordata, Actinopteri, Syngnathiformes, Syngnathidae. Gene Ontology annotation, molecular function: Rab GDP-dissociation inhibitor activity. Gene Ontology annotation, cellular component: cytoplasm. Bases 52 to 1380 code for a protein of 442 amino acids. The transcript has 11 exons. The record is from RefSeq and is a predicted model, not a curated record.